Messenger RNA from Peromyscus californicus insignis, 1896 nucleotides. Its product is annotated as 60S ribosomal protein L30-like. Bases 72 to 419 code for a protein of 115 amino acids. NCBI's taxonomy places the organism in Eukaryota, Metazoa, Chordata, Mammalia, Rodentia, Cricetidae. Gene Ontology annotation, molecular function: RNA binding; structural constituent of ribosome. The transcript has a single exon. The record is from RefSeq and is a predicted model, not a curated record. Gene Ontology annotation, cellular component: cytosolic large ribosomal subunit.
UGUCCCCCCUUCUCGCUCCCCGGCCAUCUUGGCGGCUGGUCUUGGUUGGGGGCCGCACCUAAGGUAGGAAGAUGGUGGCCGCAAAGAAGACGAAAAAGUCUCUGGAGUCGAUCAACUCUAGCCUCCAACUUGUUAUGAAAAGUGGAAAGUAUGUGCUGGGGUACAAACAGACUCUGAAGAUGAUCAGACAGGGCAAAGCGAAAUUGGUUAUCCUCGCCAACAACUGUCCAGCUUUGAGGAAAUCUGAAAUAGAAUACUAUGCCAUGCUGGCUAAAACUGGUGUUCAUCACUACAGUGGCAAUAACAUUGAAUUGGGCACAGCAUGUGGAAAAUACUACAGAGUAUGCACACUGGCUAACAUUGACCCAGGUGAUUCUGAUAUUAUUAGAAGCAUGCCAGAACAGACUGGUGAAAAGUAAACCAGGAAAGUUUUUCUUUAAUAAAACUUUACCAGAGCUCCUUUUAAAAACAACAACAACAAAAAAAAAAUGUCCCCAAGCACAGUGAUGAAGUUCUUGAUGGUGCUCCUGAGCACAGGAAGGCUGUGGUGUGGUCCUGGGGUGCUCCUGAGCAUAGGAAGGUUGUGGUGUGGUCCUGGGGUGCUCCUGAGCACAGGAAGGCUGUGGGGUGGUCCUGGGGUGCUCCUGAGCUCCAACAAGAGACUAAAAACACACUGAGGAGGUAUCGAGCUACUUCCUUACAGGAUAUGCUCACAGGUUACAUGCAUAUAGACUCUGCAGAACCGGCUCCUGUUAAAAUCUUACUCUUUCAUUGUGUUUUCUUGGAUCACACCAGGCUAAAGGCAAAAUAAGGAGCUUUGCUACCUAGGUUGAGUUCACAUUUUACUUUGGUAAAAACAAUAGUUUUACUUCACCCAAAAAUAUCUACUAUGCAUUAAGCCUCCCACACAGCAUUCUCAAAUAUGUGAUUCAACAGAACUUUUAUUUCUACUUUAUUAGGCCAACAUUAAGUAAAGUGGGUAAUUUAUUCCUAGAAAAAAAAAAUGUACUUGGCUUUUUCCAACCUUAAACAUGAAAAGCUGAAAUGAUCAACUGCAGAAGCAUGUUUUUUGGUCCUUGGUAUCCUGGCUAGUUCAACCUUUAGUGGGCUCUUAGGAAACCAGAACUUUAAAGAGAUCUCUACUAGGGAAUGGGAGGAUGGGCCUAGAGAGAUGGUUCAGUUCUUAAGAGCACUGGCUGCUCUUCCAGAGGACCUGGAUUUGAUCUCAGCACCUACAUGGUGGCUCACAAUUGUCUGUAAUCCAGUUCCAAAGGAUCCAAUGUCUAGCCUCCUCAGACACUAGCACUUGUGGUGCACAAACAUGGAUGCAGGAAAAAUACCCAUGAACAUAAAACAAUUUUCUGAAGAGUUCUCUAUGGAGACCUGUACCCAGCUCUGUGGUUCAGCAUUCCCAUUAGCAGCAACCAUCAAAUCCCCUGUUCUCGGCAAGCUCUGGGUAGAGAGCCUGCCUACCUCUGCACUGGGUCUACAUCUUGUCCCACUUCCACCACACCUGGACAAACAUGCCUCCCAAUUGGUUAUUCCAGGGCUCCUCGGUCCUCUGCAGCCUCAUGCUAAAUGGCAGUUUUCGGUCUAUUAUUUAUUUGUUUGUUUAUUUAUUGGUUUUUCGACACAGGGUUUCUCUGUGUAGCCCUGGCUGUCUUGGAUCUCUCUCUGUCUCUGCCUCCCGAGUGCUGGGAUCAAAGGCGUGCACCACCACUGUCUGGUUUCAUCCUAUCAUUGUUUUAUCAACAGCUGAUGUCCUUUCUCCACAUGAGCAAACUUAGGUUUAAGUUUGAACUUAAGUCCAUUUCUGUUUCCAAAUUUCUCCCAACUCACUUCCUACCACAACCCAACAUUAUUCUCAUUUCCUCUUCACAGUGUCAUCUGUUGGCA